Molecule: messenger RNA, 1475 nt
Organism: Rosa chinensis
Lineage: Eukaryota; Viridiplantae; Streptophyta; Magnoliopsida; Rosales; Rosaceae
Product: expansin-A1
Exons: 4
Coding region: 22-912 (296 amino acids)
Biological process (GO): plant-type cell wall organization
Cellular component (GO): extracellular region
Source: RefSeq, a predicted model, not a curated record
AAGAAAAUGUAGUCAGUGGGCAUGGUUUCUAAACAGUCCUAUAAGCCCCCUCCCAAAUUUCUAUAUAACCCCCAGCUCCCUCCCACAUUCCUCACACCACUGCCUCACAUUUUCUCUGCCCUUUAUUCUCUUUGGAGUCUCAUCAUCCAUCCUAUAAUGAAAAUGGCUUCUGCUGUGUUUUUCUUGGUGGGUCUUCUUGCAAUGGUGACAUGUGCGCAUGCUUAUGGUGGUGGUGGUUGGGUUAACGCUCGUGCCACUUUCUAUGGAGGUGGUGAUGCUUCUGGAACAAUGGGUGGUGCUUGUGGCUAUGGAAACCUCUACAGCCAGGGGUAUGGUACAAACACUGCUGCUCUGAGCACUGCUCUGUUCAACAAUGGGCUGGGAUGUGGGUCUUGCUAUGAAAUUAGGUGUGUGAAUGACCCAAAAUGGUGCCUUCCUGGCUCCAUUGUGGUCACAGCCACUAAUUUCUGCCCUCCAAACAAUGCCCUACCUAACAAUGCUGGGGGUUGGUGCAACCCUCCUCAGCAUCACUUUGACCUCUCUCAACCUGUAUUCCAGCACAUUGCUCAAUACAAAGCUGGAGUUGUCCCUGUUUCUUACAGAAGGGUACCCUGCAGCAGAAGGGGAGGCAUCAGAUUCACCAUCAAUGGCCACUCCUACUUCAACCUGGUUUUGAUCACAAACGUUGGUGGUGCUGGUGAUGUGCACUCUGUUUCAGUCAAAGGGUCCAGAACCGGUUGGCAACCAAUGUCCAGAAACUGGGGGCAAAACUGGCAAAGCAACUCAUAUCUGAAUGGGCAAGCCCUAUCCUUCAAGGUCACAACCAGUGAUGGCCGCACUGUGGUGUCCUACAAUGCUGCCCCAGCUCGUUGGUCCUUUGGCCAGACCUUCAGUGGUGCCCAGUUCCGCUAAGGGACUCUCACCCUUCGCCUCCUACUUGGGACCUUCUGCUGUCUCUAUAUUUAGCGGUUUCCUAGGAUUUUAUAUAUAUUUUCUACAUAUAAUACCAAGUAUUAAGGUUAGUGUGACUCUUAGUAUGCUAGGAUAUUAGUUAGUAUACUAUAACUAUGGGGUCAGUUGAGUCAUUGGCCUCUAGGGUCGAAAUUCAAAAUGGGGAGGAGCUUAUUUUAAAAGGGCUCUCCAUGAUUUUAAUUUUAUAUCAUUGAAAGGGUAGGGUACCCUACUAUCCUUGGGACCCUAAACUCCUUGCUGGGUCUUUUGCUUUUUACUUCUGUUGUAAACCAGAGGUUGGGCAGAGGUGGUCUGUUGACCACCCGCCAUUAGUAAUAGUAGUCUUCUUUUUCUGUUCCCGGAAUAUUCCGAUUUCCGACGCGUUUUGUGGUUGUUCUGUAAGGCCAUGGUAAUCAGCUCAUGCUUUGAUUACAUGUCGUCCUCUAUGUUUGAACUUUGUUAUUCGAGACUAAAUGUAUAUUUCCCAUUUUCUACUAGUAAUGAAUCAAGUGCUAAUUAUAUUA